Molecule: messenger RNA, 492 nt
Organism: Aphanomyces astaci
Lineage: Eukaryota; Oomycota; Saprolegniomycetes; Saprolegniales; Verrucalvaceae
Exons: 1
Coding region: 44-394 (116 amino acids)
Source: RefSeq, a predicted model, not a curated record
CAUUUCCAAACACGCUCGGUUGCCUUCACAUCCGCAAAAUAGCAUGGGAAUUCUGGGAGCCAAGCGUGAAGCCCAACUCAAGGCUGGCAUCGAACAGUGGCUGCUCAAGAAGACUGACGAUGCCCCUGAACUCAAACAAAUCAAGAACAUCCUUAAGACCCACGACACCCAGCACCACUUGCUUCCUCUGGCGUUCCACAAACGCAUCAAGCCGCCCGUGUCACCGCCUAGACGCCUGCUGUUCAAGGCCGAAGUGGUGGCUGGCAAGCGAGUGCCGUUCACCAAGGCGUUGGCCGUCAAAGACCGCAAGCGCAUGGACGUGAUCUACGAGUCGGACGACUACGAAAAGGAGAAGCGCCAAUCGACGUAUUCGACCCAACUGCUGCUGCACUAACUGACGUGUGUAGUACCAAACUAUUUAAUCACUAAGUUAUACUUCGAAGUACUAUUAUUCACCAAAACUUGAACGAUCACACUAACGUAACUACUGUA